Molecule: messenger RNA, 1841 nt
Organism: Rhododendron vialii
Lineage: Eukaryota; Viridiplantae; Streptophyta; Magnoliopsida; Ericales; Ericaceae
Product: galactomannan galactosyltransferase 1-like
Exons: 1
Coding region: 239-1612 (457 amino acids)
Cellular component (GO): trans-Golgi network; endosome; membrane
Molecular function (GO): galactosyltransferase activity
Source: RefSeq, a predicted model, not a curated record
UCCCCAUUAUAGUCUGGGGAAGAUGAUACUAUUUUACAAAUUUCCCUAUUAUAUUCCCAUGCAUAUUGAUAAAUAGUCAACUGAUAGCCUCCAUCUCUUUCCCCUGCUGAUUCCCAUUCCUCUUAAGGUCUUACUCUCUUGAAUUACUCAUUCAUAAGGCAAUUCUCGGCCUCUCUGUUUUUAAUGAUUUGCAAUUGAGUAACAGAAUCCUCUCUGAUUUUAAUUUCAGAAAUUGGGUAUGGGAAGAGCAAUUGCAACAGUAGCAUCUGAUCAUAAAAAACAUGCGACAGUUGCGAAAAUGGAGAAACUCAUAGGUCCGAGCAAACCCAUUUUCAUAGGCGUAGCAGGGGUGGCUCUGUUAGUGCUGCUUUUGAGUUUCUCACCUUCCACUAGUUUUCCCAACAUGUUUGACGUAUCUAAGAUGACGGUAUCGCCAGGAAAAGACGGUGGAGCUACGAAAGACUGCGCCACCGUGAGUGAUCAAGGCCUUAACCUGGGCCACGACCCAGCCGACAAAACGUUCUACGAUGACCCGGCCCUGAGUUAUACGAUAGGGAAUCCAGUCACGAACUGGGACGAGAAGAGAAGAGAGUGGCUGAAGCAUCAUCCGUCAUUCGCCAUCGGAGCAGAGGACCGGGUUUUUGUGGUGACUGGAUCGCAGCCGUCACCGUGUAAGGAUCCGAUUGGAGAUCAUUUGAACUUGAGGUUUUUCAAGAACAAGGUGGAUUACUGUCGGAUCCAUGGCUACGAUAUCUUCUACAGCAACGCAUUUUUGCACCCGAAAAUGGGCAGCUGGUGGGUAAAAAUGCCCGUGCUUCGGGCAACUAUGUUGGCGCACCCGGAGGCUGAGUGGAUCUUUUGGGUUGAUUCGGAUGCAGUAUUUACAAAUAUGGAUUUUAAGCUGCCGUUAGAGAAGUAUAAGGACCAUAACCUCGUGGUUCCCGGGUAUUACGAUAAGGUCUAUGAGAAGAAGAGCUGGGGCGGGGUUAAUGCCGGUGUGUUUUUCAUCCGAAACUGUCAAUGGUCAAUGGAGUUUUUGGAAGUGUGGGCAGGGAUGGGCCCACAAACUCCAAACUACGAAAAGUGGGGUCAGACCCUAACAUCGACGAUGAGUGAUAAGACAGAUCCGGAAUCUGACGAUCAAUCGGCUCUGGUUUAUUUGCUAUUGAAAGAGAAGGAGACAUUUGGGAAUAAGAUUUACAUAGAGAAUCAAUACGACUUAAGUGGGUAUUGGGUUGACAUCGUCAACUCAUUUGAUACAAUUAGCGACGACUAUGCGAGGAUAGAGAAAGGUGUGACGGAGUUGCGGAGACGACAUGCGGAGAAGGUGAGUGAACACUAUGCGGCAGUGAUGAGGGAGGCAUUUGUCAACAAAAGUGGCUAUGCCGGUGGAGGACAACGGGAGUUUAUCACGCAUUUUACGGCAUGUAGGCCGUGUAGUGGGCAGUGGGGCUACUCAGAGGAGCAAUGCUUGAACGGGAUGGAAAAGGCUUUGAAUUUUGCCGAUAAUCAGGUGCUUCGCAACUACGGUUUCGUACGUCCAGACCUCCUGAAUGCCUCUUCCAUUUACCCUCUGCCCUUUGGUGUUUCUUCUUACAAUAAGGAGAAAUAGAAAGUGCCUCCCACGUAUCAUGUUUUGCUCAUCCAUGUUAACCAUGAUUAGAAAAUACGCCUUAAUUUGAUUGUUUUAUUUUGAAUUUUAUCUCUUUGGUUCUCGAAUUUUCAGAACCCCAUGAUUCAUCUAAAUUAAAACAUUAUUCCAUUUUUACAUGCUUUACUUCCUUUGGCUUUGACCAUAUGUUGGAUUCGAAUAAUAUUUUUCUUUACUAGCAAAGGAAAAA